GUGCUGCAGGGAGGAUCUGCGUGUUGGGUCGCUGCGCAUUCAGGUCCCCCCUCCCCUUCUUCCUCUUUCUCACUCUCUCCCUGUUCACCUUGUCUGUUCCGGCUGUACGGUUUCUUGUUGCGUCAGAGCCAAAGAGAGCCAGCGAUGCCGGGGGAGAGCGCUCACAGAUCUGUGCCCACCGAAAAACAUCCAGAACGGGGCGCUGAGGAGACGGGGCUCCCUGGACCAGACAUGACCAGACACCCUUCUAUUGACUCCAGCCCAAGUGACAGUGGCUCUUCUCCUAGUGACAGUGGUUCUAGCCCAUCUCCCAGUACUCCUCAGAAGCUACUCCCAGCAUGCACCUCUCCAUUUGGACCACGACUAUUUCAUGCAAUACCUAGCUCCUCUGGUACUCCAAGACCACAACCUGAAGGCUCUGACUAUCGCAACAACACAGCCAGACUAUCUGGAAAAUUAGGUGGUCAUGGACCAUGUGGCCACCAUGUCCCUAUUAAGAUGGAGAGAAUCAAGGUCCUGACUGGUUCUGAGGUGGAGAGUGACUAUCAAGAGCCACAGACCAUGGAUGCAAGGGUGGUGAUGGGUCAAGAGACACUGCUCAAAACAACAGAGAUCCAGAAAAGAACACCCCUGGUUAAGCCAAGUGGUCAGGCUAUCCCUUUGCCAGCUAUUCCAAUCCAUUCAGGUCCUCAAUCACAAGCGAAUGAGACAGAGGUGGAAACUAACCAAUUCCAAAUCCCUCAAAAACAGCAGGAUAAGCAAAAAGACCCUAUGCAGCCCCCAACCACACUUCCUUCCCCUUUUCAUAACCCCAUAUUCCCUACCUCCUCCUCCACAGAGCCAAUCACAACAGAUGAUAGUUUGAAAGACAAAAAGGAAGAGAGUCAAAACCUUUCUCAAGAUGAAGUGCCUUCCCCUUCUUUUUCUGAACUGGCCUGUCCAGUUGCUUUGUCCUUCUCUGAGCCAGCAUAUGCUGUUGACCCACUACGAGUGGGUGUGCCCACAUCUCUUGACCUUGACCUAUACUAUACCGCUCCUUCCACCCCAAUCAAGAUGGCCUCCCACUCUUCGCACCUUAAGCAUCAUUCAUAUCCAGGUUCUCCAGCCUGCCCACUCUCCCCUGGCUCUCCCUCAGACAGCGAGGACCUCUGUUCCCCUCUCACCUCACCCUCUGGCUCUUAUAUCACAGCAGAAGGAGGCAGCUGGACUUCCUCUUACACAUCGUCCACCUCCCCAUCCACUUCUCCCAACCUGCUCCUCACAGAAGAAUCACAGGAGGCCCCUGCCUGUUUUGUGGGCUCCUUAUCAGAGAUUGGAGAUGAAGUUGGGGAGGAAAAAGGACGAACGAGUCUUGAGCGGGAAGAGGAAAGAGCAGGAGACUUCUGCCUGUACCGUCCUGAGGAUUUUGUCAUGAAUGCACGGAUGGGCAUAACAGGGACAGUGGUCCUCGAGGAGGAAGAGGCUCUAAAAGAGGAAGAGAUCAAGAUGGCCAGAGAAAGUUGUCGUCCUUGCUGGCUGACUGACGAUAUGUCCCCGCUAAGGAGCAGUAGCAGCCGUAGCAGUGACUCCCAGGAGGAUGGGGGAGAGUCUGAGAGCUCACUCUGCCCACUGGAAGAGGCUAGUGCAGGGAGAGCAGAGUACUCUAGGCCCAUGCAGACAGGCCUGAAAUUGCAACUGGAAGCAUGUAUAUCAGAGGAACACUAUGGACAGAUGGAUGACCUCCCAGAACGACCCUCCACUGCCUUGACUCCUGACACAGAGAGCAUGACCAUGGCCUCAUCGAGCCUUAGUCCUGACUCACCUGUCAGCCCCCUGGAUGCCUUCUGUCCUGGAGCCUUUGGUGUGUUUGGCCCCAGUUCUUUCAUGUUUUCCCAGGCAGCCUGUGGUGAUGAUAUGCCAGAUGAGGAAAUGAUGAUCCCAGCCUCCCUCCUCUCUUUUCCCCUCCACACCAGCCUUAUCUUUAAGGCCGAUUCAAUGGAAAUUACCCUCUUCCCCACAGAGGACGAGAACGAUUUAGGAGAAAGUAAUGACAUAAAUGAAGGAAAGGAUGUUAAUGCUUACGCAGCAGGAGAGGAGGAGGCAGAUGUUGAAGAUGUCGAUGAUGAAGAGGAUGAUUAUGAUUAUGACGAUGAGGGUGAAGACAAUGCUAAUAGCACUGCUGGCGGUGAUGGCAAUGAUGAAAAUAAGGAAGAUGAUGACAAUGGCGAUCAUGAUGAGGUGGAUGAGGAAGUGAAGGUAGAGGUGAAAGUGGUAGAAGAGGCGGAAGAGGGGGAAGAAAAAGAGCAGGAAGAGGACAAGGAGAAGUGUGUUCUCAAAGCAGUGGAGGAUCCUACACAAGAAGACAGCUCAGCAUCCUUCCUUCAUUCACUUUCAGAGACAUCUAUCAAUGAGGGGUUGGACGAAUCCUUCUGUUUCCAAGACGAUACAGAUGACUCAUUAGAUUCUGCAUCCUAUAAUGGGGAGGAGGAUGAACGUCUAUACAGCACUGAGAGGCAUGCACAAUCACUAGAACCCACACCAAUGGAUGCACUUGAUCUAUCUGAAGUCCAAACAGAACCGGAACAGGGGUCUACCACUGGGACAGGUCCAACUGAACCUUUGCACACACAACUGAGCACAGACAAACCUCUGGAUGAACCUACACCCCUUAAACCACAGUCCGACCCUGAACUAACGUCUACCAGUGGCAUAGGUCAGACAACACCUAUGCACACACAAGUGAGCACAGACAAACCAGUGGAUCACCAGAGACUAUCUGGUACUUUAGAAGCAAUCUUUUGUCAACCAGAGUCAUCCAGCCAUCUGGAUGAGAGCGUGAGUGUAAGUGAGAUAAUGGCUCUCUGUGGUUCCUUCCAACCUCAUGAACAGCCUAAAAACAGCCCUCCUUUCGACCCGUCCACCCCUCCUGUGGUUUUUUGUGGUCCAUCUGAUCCUAUAGCUGAGUUGCACACCUCUCCUCCUUCGGAGACGGCAGCAGUUAAUAGUUCAGUUCGUCAAAAAGAAUUGACUAAGGAAAAUCCCCAGAUGAAAGAUGAUGAUUUGCAAGAGAGCAAGGAUUAUUCAGGGGAGGAACCCACAGCAGAACCAGAAAGGGACUCUUUCAAAUUGCUCAUCAAGCCUCGUCAUUAUCAGGCAGAAAGCCACAGGGCUGUAGGGGCAAGUAGAGUUGUAUUAUCAAAGUCUUUCUCCAAUAAAUCAGAUGUGCCUGUAGGGGCUGAGGCCAUAUGUAGGACCAAUAUUCACAGGGAGUCUGACAUUGAGCUUGACCAGAGGAAUGGGAAUGCCUCAGCUGAGUCUAUGAGUGCGGAGUGUCGAAGCAUUGACUCUGCCACCAAUGACUUAAAUAAAGGAGUUCUUCUUCUCUCCUGCCCAAAAGACCCUUGUCCCAACCCCAGUAAUAUCCCUGUUUCGGUUUCUGCAGAGGUCAUCUCAGAACUUGCUGACAAUCUGGCCGUGAUCCCCGGUGACUCUGCUCAGGAGAACUUGAGAGAAAAUACUCUGAGUACAGAUGAGGGGGUACUGGCAGCUGUUGGAUCCCCACACUCACCCCUUGCCAUCUCACCCAAAAGGGAAAACUCUGAAACAGACAGCAUGGCUGGGAGCAGGGAGAUGCGUCCUGGACCUGGGGCAUGGUGCCAUGACAGGAUGGGGCUGGGGUUCACUUUAGGAUUAGGCUCAGGGGCAGAGUUUGCUGUCUGGGGAGCAGGGGAGUCUCUCUCCUUGUCUCUGGGGAAGAGGUAUGAGUUGGAAGCAGAGGGUCUGCUCAUGUGUGACACAGAGGGUCAAAGCACACAGAUGGCCGUGGUUCCCAACAUGACCAGUGAAGUGUCUGACAAUUAUGACAAUGUUCUACGUUCUGUUCUGGAUGAAGAAGACAACAACAGUCAGUGUAGAAAGGGGGACCGGAUGGCAGAUGAAGAAUUGGUUGGAGAGGGAGCUUCUGAGUCCAACUUGGCUUGCUGGAAGUCCAUUGAGGAGAUCUCAGAAGCAGGCGGAGGGGAGGAUGGAAGCUCCAGAUUCCCAGAGGAUGAUGUCAGUAAUCUAAAUCCAGACAAUGAUGGAGAUACCACUCACACACAAACACAAAACACUUGGCAGAACUCGAACAAUAACAAUGACUCGGCUUUUAACUCCUUGGAAGUAGCCAUGUGUGGAAGUCUGAAUGCACUAUCAGAGGAAGUGAGACCCCAGAGUGUGAGUUUCAGUAUUAGAGAUUCUGUGUCGAAUAUUCCACUUGAGGAAAUGCCACCUCAAGGUUCUGACACAAUUCCUGAAGAAGGGAAACAAAAAGACAGCGCUAUACACCCGACAAAUGACACAACACAGGCACCAUCAAAGGAAGGGGCCUGUAGCAUCUCAGUGCCAUUAGUUGAAACUCACCUGGACAAAGCUGUAACAAACCAGCAUCUGAGUACACCAGAUAAAGCCAGAUCCAGAUAUCACACUAGUCUAGAGUGUCAGGCAAUCACUCAAGAGAGUAAUACAGCCUUUUCUUUGAUUCAUGGAUCCUUUGGUUCCUUUACUCCUAAAUGUAAAUCUAAUGAAUCCAGACCAAGUCGAGCUCGUAAAGAAAAGAUGGAAAAUACCGGUUCUCAGUCGGAACCUGAGAUGGCGGAGCCUCAGACUGAACACCAAAGAAGGGAUGAUGUCAAUCAUGUGACUGACAGACUUGUUGAGGAACCAACGAUUAAAAAUGCCUUUAGAGGACAGCAGUGUGUUGGAAGUAACUCAGGGGAAGAGGUUGAGGAAGAACAAGUGGAAGAGAAAGCAAAAAAGAGAGAUGUGGAUCAAGAUAAAAAGAAUGAAAAAGCAAGGAAAAACUCUCCUGCACAGACGGGCCAAGAGCGUCACGUGUGUCACGUCUCUCAAGAGGAACUUUGCGCAGAUAAACCAAUUGCUGCUAAGAAAGGGAGGAGAGGGAAGCAGAACAAAUACAGGGCAUCACAGGCAGGCAGUCACCCUGAUGGCAGCCCUGAAACUGUUGAUGAUCCAAAGAAACCUUCUGUUCCAUUAAAUCCCACAGCAGAUGGAUGGACAAAAGGGGUCCCAGAAAAAUGUAAAACGAAGACAGGUAGAAAGGUAAACAAAAAAUCAUCAUCGUCAUACGAUGAACAGAGGACAUCUGGGACCGAUGAGGCUACAUUUCGGUCACAGGUGCAGGGGGAUAACAGUCCCAGUCCUGAUGUCAACAAUCCUAGACAUGGACACUGCAAUUCUACCAUGCAUACCCCAGACAACCUCAAUGUUGUGUUGGCAAUGAACCAAGAAUUACAUCAGAAGCAGGAAGUGCUUGAUAACAGACCACUCUCUGAUAGUCAGAGAGGGAUCACAGUGGAUAUUAAUGAUAACAACAUCAAUACUGGCCACAGCCCAUCCUCCCAUGAUGCCAUAUCAUCCUCUUUGACUCCACUCUCUUCCUCACCACCUCCAAUUUCCUCCUCCUCUCCUCUACCAUGUGCCUCAAGAGAGCCAGAUGAUGAUCUUCCCACACCUGUGCAGGAAUCCCAACCUGUACUCUCAGCCCAGCAACAGCCCUCUCAGUCUAUGUCCCACACGCCCACUACACUUUCCUCUACCUCCCCCACAACACAAAAAGCCCCUGGUUCCCAAUUACCUCCUAACAUCAACCUCCAGGAGAUGAGUGUUGUCUUUUCUGCAUCAACUACAUCUACCACAAGUGUCUCUUCGCCCUCAUUUCCCACUGCCACGCUGUUAAGCCUGUCCCAGCCUACCCAGGAGUCGUCUUCACCCGCGCCUGGAACUCUACACUCAGCAUGUCUUCCAGACUCUAUUUCCCGUCCCCAGGCUCAGCCUAAUCUCAACAUCCAGCCUCAUAAACAAAUCAAGCAGGGUUGCACAUGGAGCAUACAAGACAGGUGCAGAGGUCCCAGUUUGGCUGAGGAAGAGACGGACAGUGAGGAUGAUGGUGGACUGCCUCGACGUGGCCACAGAUCCCAGGCCAGAGGAGUGGCAGGAAACAGAAAUGGAGCCAUGCAGAGAGAGUCUGGUCCAUCCAAUCAGCGGGAAAUGCAACCUUUCUCUGCUCCCCAGAUGUCCAACAGACAGUCGGGCUGUCCAAUCAACCACAGCCACAGGAUUGCAGAAGAGAUCGACCUUUCCUUCAAAAACAACUGUUCCAUAUUGGCUUCCUGUAAUGAGUCUGAGGGCGAGGGGUCGAUGCCUGAGCUGGAGGAGCCAGAGCCACUGAGACCAUCAGAGCCCCAGUCCUUUACAGAUGACGGGCUAAACAGACCAAAACAGAGUCGCAGUGAGAAGAAGGCCCGCAAGGCCAUGUCUAAACUGGGUCUGAAGCCGGUCCACGGUGUGACCAGAAUCACCAUUAGGAAGUCCAAGAGUAUCUUGUUUGUCAUCAGCAGACCAGAUGUGUUCAAAAGCCCUGCAUCAGACAUUUACAUUGUAUUUGGAGAGGCAAAGAUCGAGGACCUUUCUCAGCAGGCUCACAAAGCGGCUGCAGAGAAAUUCAAGAUGCCAGUGACCUCUUCUCCCCUGGCCCCACCUGUCCCACUCAGCCUCACCAUCAAAGAAGAUAGUGAAGAGGAGGAAGAAGAGGUGGAUGAGGGAGGUCUUGAGCAGAGGGAUAUCGAGCUGGUGAUGGCUCAGGCCAACGUGUCACGAGCCAAGGCCGUCCGUGCUCUGAAGCACAACAAGAAUGACAUUGUGAAUGCUAUCAUGGAGCUGACCAUGUGAUGUGGUGAGGAUGAUUUGACUCCUCAUCCCCUCCUCCAGCCUAUAAAGCCUAUACGCCACUGACUCUUCUGUAUCGCUGCCACUGUAUGUUGCAUCCCCAAUAUCCGCUAAAUAAAGUAUGUUCCAAUGUGG
Messenger RNA from Pseudoliparis swirei, 6840 nucleotides. It is a transcript of the gene nacad, whose product is annotated as NAC alpha domain containing. Gene Ontology annotation, cellular component: nascent polypeptide-associated complex; cytoplasm. Lineage: Eukaryota; Metazoa; Chordata; Actinopteri; Perciformes; Liparidae. The coding region runs from base 145 to 6708 and encodes 2187 amino acids. The record is from RefSeq and is a predicted model, not a curated record. Gene Ontology annotation, biological process: protein targeting to membrane. The transcript is spliced from 10 exons.